GGUCCAGGCCGAGCAAGCCGAGCGACGAGUUCAGCUGAUGCAACCUAACUGGACGUGCGUGACAGUUCCCGGCACUCGGCGGCGGCGGCGGCGGCGGCGGCGGCGGUGACUGAGAAAGGGGCACGAGUGCUGGGCUGAGCGCGGGAGACGGAGGCGACAGAGCCAUGGGGGACGCUCUGAGCCCUGAAGAGAAGCUGCACCUUAUCACCCGGAAUCUGCAGGGUAAAGGAUGAGCAAGGUGGGGCACUGGCAUUAAACCAGCUCUUCUGCUUCCACAACAGGAGGUUCUCGGGGAAGAGAAGGUGAAGGAGAUACUGAAGGAGCGGGAACUUAAAGUUUACUGGGGGACAGCAACCACAGGCAAGCCACACGUGGCUUACUUUGUGCCUAUGUCUAAGAUCGCGGACUUCCUGAAAGCAGGAUGUGAGGUAACGAUUCUGUUUGCGGAUCUUCACGCGUACCUGGAUAACAUGAAGGCCCCGUGGGAACUUCUAGAACUCCGAACCAGCUAUUAUGAGAACGUGAUCAAGGCAAUGCUGGAGAGCAUUGGGGUACCCUUGGAGAAACUCAAGUUCAUCAAAGGCACUGAUUACCAGCUCAGCAAAGAGUACACACUAGAUGUGUAUCGCCUCUCCUCCGUGGUCACACAGCACGAUGCCAAGAAAGCGGGAGCUGAGGUGGUGAAGCAGGUGGAGCACCCUCUGCUGAGUGGCCUGCUGUACCCAGGGCUGCAGGCCUUGGAUGAAGAGUAUUUGAAAGUAGAUGCCCAAUUUGGAGGAGUUGACCAGAGAAAGAUUUUCACCUUUGCGGAGAAGUACCUCCCUGCACUUGGCUACUCAAAACGGGUCCACCUGAUGAAUCCUAUGGUUCCAGGAUUAACUGGCAGCAAAAUGAGCUCUUCAGAAGAGGAGUCCAAGAUAGAUCUCCUGGAUCGGAAAGAGGAUGUGAAGAAAAAACUGAAGAAAGCCUUCUGUGAGCCAGGGAACGUGGAGAACAACGGCGUUCUGUCCUUCAUCAAGCAUGUCCUCUUUCCCCUCAAGUCUGAGUUCGUGAUCCUUCGAGAUGAAAAAUGGGGUGGAAACAAAACCUACACAGCUUACUUGGACCUGGAAAAGGACUUUGCUGAUGAGGUUGUGCACCCUGGAGACCUAAAGAAUUCUGUUGAAGUCGCCCUCAACAAGUUGCUGGAUCCCAUCCGGGAAAAGUUUAAUACCCCUGCACUAAAGAAACUGUCCAGCGCUGCCUACCCAGAUCCCUCGAAGCAGAAGCCAGUUGCCAAAGGCCCAGCCAAGAAUUCAGAACCAGAGGAGGUCAUCCCAUCCCGCCUGGAUAUCCGUGUGGGGAGAGUCAUUCGUGUGGACAAGCACCCAGAUGCAGACAGCCUGUAUGUGGAGAAGAUUGAUGUGGGGGAAGCUGAACCACGGACUGUGGUGAGUGGCCUGGUGCAGUUUGCGCCCAGGGAGGAACUGCAGGACAGGCUGGUGGUGGUGCUGUGCAAUCUGAAACCCCAGAAGAUGAGAGGAAUCGAGUCCCAAGGCAUGCUCCUGUGUGCUUCUAUAGAAGGGGCAAGCCGCAAGGUUGAGCCUCUGGACCCUCCUGCCGGCUCUGCUCCUGGUGAGCGAGUGUUUGUGAAGGGCUAUGAGAAAGGCCAACCAGAUGAAGAGCUUAAGCCCAAGAAGAAAGUCUUUGAGAAAUUGCAGGCUGACUUCAAAAUUUCUGAGGAGUGCAUCGCACAGUGGAAGCAAACCAACUUCAUGACCAAGCUAGGGCACAUCUCCUGUAAAUCACUGAAAGGGGGGAACAUCAGCUAGCCAACCUGGCGUCUUCCGCCCUUCUCUCAUCAUGCUGAGUCAUCUGCUGUCUCCUUAAUUUGCUCCCUCCAUCAUCUGCUUACCCAUCUCCCAGAACACUGAAGCAGGAAGUUUGGGACUCUGUGAGGUGCAAGAUUUGGUGAGGGGCAGCUCAGCCUCCCCAGGAUCCAGGAUCACCCUGUCUAGCUGCAGGGAGAGGCUGACCUCCCGGGUGGUGAUGAGCGCGGGGCAAUGCAGGGAGUGCAGCCCUACCUUCUUCCCUUGGCAGCUGACCUGACAAAUCUGGUUUCAAUAUGACAUAACUCA
Physeter macrocephalus (sperm whale) is the source of this 2117-nucleotide messenger RNA. RefSeq names its product tyrosyl-tRNA synthetase 1 (gene YARS1). NCBI's taxonomy places the organism in Eukaryota, Metazoa, Chordata, Mammalia, Artiodactyla, Physeteridae. Gene Ontology annotation, biological process: tyrosyl-tRNA aminoacylation. The record is from RefSeq and is a predicted model, not a curated record. The transcript is spliced from 13 exons. Gene Ontology annotation, molecular function: tyrosine-tRNA ligase activity; tRNA binding; ATP binding. Bases 390 to 1811 code for a protein of 473 amino acids.